AUGGUGGUCAAUUCAGUGCACUGGUUUCGCAAAUGUCUUCGUUUACACGACAAUCCGGCGUUGCAAGAGGCCCUCAAUGGAGCUAAUACAGUUCGGUGUGUUUAUAUACUGGACCCGUGGUUUGCUGGCGCCGCCAACGUGGGAAUCAAUCGAUGGAGGUUUCUGCUGGAGGCAUUGGAGGACUUGGACUGCAGUCUGAAGAAGCUAAACUCCAGAUUGUUUGUCGUCAGAGGUCAGCCUGCAGAGGUUUUCCCAAGGCUUUUUAAGGAAUGGAAAAUGACAAGGUUAACUUUCGAGUAUGACCCAGAGCCAUAUGGGAAGGAGAGGGACAGCGCCAUUAUCAAGAUGGCCCAAGAACUUGGAGUGGAAACUAUUGUCAGAAACUCCCAUACUCUCUACAACUUGGACAGGAUAAUUGAGAUGAACAACAACAGCCCUCCACUGACCUUUAAGAGGUUUCAGACAAUUGUGAGCAGGCUCGAGUUACCCAGGAGACCACUGCCUCCCAUCACCCAAAAGCAGAUGGACAAAUGUCGCACUGAAAUUUCAGACAACCAUGAACACCUUUACAGUAUACCUUCACUGGAAGAAUUGGGCUUCAGGACCGAAGGUUUGCCUCCAGCAGUGUGGCAUGGAGGAGAAUCUGAAGCAUUGGACAGACUAAACAAACAUCUGGACAAAAAGGUGUGGGUGGCUAACCUUGAGCGUCCUCGGGGGAACAUGUGCUCUCUGUAUGCCAGUCCAACCGGGCUUAGUCCUUAUUUGCGCUUUGGUUGCCUGUCCUGUCGGGUACUCUACUACAACCUCAGAGAGCUAUACAUGAAGCUCCGAAAGCGUUGCAGUCCUCCAUUGUCCCUUUUUGGCCAAUUGUUAUGGAGAGAAUUCUUCUACACUGCCGCCACCAACAAUCCGAACUUUGACCGGAUGGAUGGAAACCCAAUUUGUGUUCAGAUUCCUUGGGAUCAAAAUCCAGAAGCAUUAGCCAAAUGGGCUGAGGGCCGGACUGGAUACCCCUGGAUUGACGCCAUCAUGACUCAGCUCAGAGAGGAGGGCUGGAUACAUCGCGUGGCUCGGCAUGCUGUAGCUUGUUUCCUCACCAGAGGUGACCUGUGGAUAAGCUGGGAGAGUGGGAUGAAGGUGUUUGAGGAGCUGCUGCUGGAUGCAGACUGGAGUGUAAAUGCGGGCAGCUGGAUGUGGCUGUCUUGUAGUGCCUUCUUCCAGCAGUUCUUCCACUGCUACUGUCCUGUUGGUUUCGGAAGAAGAACUGACCCAACAGGAGACUACAUCAGGCGUUACAUUCCCAUCUUAAAGGACUACCCAAAUCGCUAUAUCUACGAGCCCUGGAAUGCUCCAGAGUCUGUGCAGAAGGCAGCAAACUGUGUAGUGGGAGUGGAUUAUCCAAAACCAAUGAUCAACCACGCUGAGAGCAGUCGACUCAACAUUGAGAGGAUGAAACAAGUUUACCAGCAACUCUCACAUUACAGAGGACUCAGUUUGCUUGCAUCAGUACCAACAAUCCAAGAGGAGGCAGAGCCCCUGAUGACUGAUGAGUCCCAGACCAGCAGCGGGCCUGACUCCCCUUCCAUCGUUAACGAAGAAGCGGCUGGCUGCUCCACAGCCCCUGAUUCAUCCACUGUCUGCACAUCUUCUAACACUGUUUUACACCCAGAACUGGAGGGGGAUGCAAUGACAUGCUUGACCCCCACACCCGCCAACACUUCAGAUUCACACAUGCAUGCUUCUGCAGCCAUAACAUCAACAUGUGCAGCUCAAUCAGCAGUUGUAGGUUCUCCUCCUUCACUGGUAUCAACACCAGCCCAGAACCCCUUAUCAAGAUCAAAGAUGUGCGCACCUUCUUUGGCGUGUUCCACAGCCCAAACCCAGACAUGUUCUUUGGGACCAAGAAGGAAAAGCUUUACCCGUAAGGUGCGCCGUGGCCAGAGGCAACGAGGGCGACUCGGCUGCCAUGCAGUAGCCAGAGAGGGAGAGAGGAGAGGUGAUGAGGAAGAGAUUGAGCCAGGAGGGGGGAAUGAAAAGAUGGAUGAAGGUGUAGAGAUGGAGGAAGAGAGAAUGGAGGAGGAAUCCUAUGCAGGAAAUCCACAGUAA
Molecule: messenger RNA, 2106 nt
Organism: Nerophis lumbriciformis (worm pipefish)
Lineage: Eukaryota; Metazoa; Chordata; Actinopteri; Syngnathiformes; Syngnathidae
Source: RefSeq, a predicted model, not a curated record